Messenger RNA from Metarhizium robertsii ARSEF 23, 1023 nucleotides. RefSeq lists its product as uncharacterized. Gene Ontology annotation, biological process: protein phosphorylation. The transcript has a single exon. The record is from RefSeq and is a predicted model, not a curated record. Bases 1 to 1023 code for a protein of 340 amino acids. Gene Ontology annotation, molecular function: protein kinase activity; ATP binding. Lineage: Eukaryota; Fungi; Ascomycota; Sordariomycetes; Hypocreales; Clavicipitaceae.
AUGAUCGAGCCCAAAGAGCGGCUUUGGGCAGGGUCGGGCAACUUGCUCACUGGCGGCCCGUACACGUGGCAUAUUACCGAUCUAGACCAGCGAAGGCAUUUCUCCGUCACAUAUGCUCCGCCAGCUCCAGUUGAACAUGUCGAGGAUACAGAGGAUAUUUGCAUGGCCCAGCUCCAAAAACAUGUUAACCAACUGGGCGAUGGCGUUUACGGAAUUUACUUCUCAGAACCAGAUGGGCCUAUUACCAUGUCUACGAACCAGGAAGACGACGUGACCUGGUAUGUCAACUGCCAUCCAGUGGCUGCCUUGGAGCUUCCAUUUCCUAUCAAGACAGUCUCCUUAAAAAGCCUGACCGAGCUGGACCGACUAGCGCCUCAAGUCGAUCUAGUAUCAUACCAAGGAACCCCGUGUAUUGGUAACACGAAAAUAUCCGCCGUGUUCAAGUACUGGUUUAUGGAGAAUGGCAUGUUUCGAACUUGGUAUGAACUGAAUAGUUGGAGCCGCUUACCUCGGGAUCACCCACAUAUUGUCCCGUUCGAUUCUGUCGUGCUUAAUGCAACUGGUGGGAUUGUCGGGUUCACCACUUUAUUCAUCCCUGGCGGUACACUCAAAGACAACAACGCUACAACUAGGCCCUUUCGUCUUCAGUGGUUUUACCAGCUCUUGUCUGUGGUAGAUGACCUCAACUACCAGUACGGCAUCAUGCAUCAGGACAUCGCACCGCGGAAUAUAGUGAUUGAUGAAGAAGAAGAUAAUCUUCGAAUCUUUGACUUUAACUACUCAAUCAUGAUUGACAAGCACUAUACGCCUCAUCGGGAUGAUAUCAAGGGUGUAAUUUUUACGUUGUACGAGAUUAUCACUCUAGAUGAGCAUUUUCGUGAGCUUCCUCACGAGCAACAAAAUGCCGAAGCACUCCUACAAAUGGAGUGGCUAAAACACCCUAAGGUGAAGCUGGACAGUGAUGUUCAAGCAUUUCGGAGUGCCUUGGAUGUGGGUCAUAAACAGAAAGAGCAAGGAGUUUAA